Linum tenue is the source of this 786-nucleotide messenger RNA. NCBI's taxonomy places the organism in Eukaryota, Viridiplantae, Streptophyta, Magnoliopsida, Malpighiales, Linaceae. The record is from the annotation of a GenBank genome assembly.
UCCCACCGCUUAAGCUCCAAGUUAUAUUAUAUAUCUCCUCCAGACUUUCGUCGUCGGCCCUGGCAGCCAUAGCCACCGCCAAACCAAUCGCUCGAAUCUAAACCCUUCCCGCUCCCUUCUCUCUCUCUCUCUCAUACUUUCUCUGCGCUUGAAUCGCAGCAUCCCUACCAUGACUCGCGGAAAUCAGCGGGAAAAGGAUCGCGAAAGAGCUCAGUCUCGCAACCCUAAGGGCGGCAAGGGCAAAGACGAUGGCUUGACCCCUGAACAGCGCCGCGAGAGGGACGCCAAGGCUCUGCAGGAGAAGACGGCGAAGAAAGCGGCACAGGCCGCCGGGGGAGAAUCUUCCGGAGGUAAAGCGAACGCCAAGAAAUAAAAACUAGGGCUUUGAUCGGAUAACUAUUUGUUUGUUUGAUCUUUUUUUAACCAUGAGUACGAAUUGAGUUCUGGAGCUUCUUAUAUCCAAGCCCUGCCUUUGUGUACACUAAUUUAAUAAGUGGAGAGCUAUGAAGCCUGAGGUCCGUUUUUGUGUUGAUGGUGGAUGUGGCGUUGAUUUUUCAGCUCCUGUUUUUUGCUUGAACUGGUUGAUAGUCCGUCUCAAAUUGGAAAGCUGAAUCGAAAUGUCUUGCAAACCAGAAGCGAUUGUUGCGUAGAUAUGCAGAAUGGGAGUGCUGGAUUCUAAAUUCGAUUCAACGCAUUAGUUAUGGUCUCAUGCAUCAUGCUGUCAUGAUUGUCUAUGUGCUCACACAAGUAGUUUCGAUUGCCAUACUGAUAUUACUCUCUGUGUGU